Mixia osmundae IAM 14324 is the source of this 674-nucleotide messenger RNA. RefSeq lists its product as uncharacterized. The transcript has 4 exons. NCBI's taxonomy places the organism in Eukaryota, Fungi, Basidiomycota, Mixiomycetes, Mixiales, Mixiaceae. The coding region runs from base 98 to 664 and encodes 188 amino acids. The record is from RefSeq and is a predicted model, not a curated record.
CGGCCAUUCUGCGACGUAGCGCCGAGCUUGGCAGCCUCUCUCAGCUGCAGAUUUGGGACGACGAUGAGGUCGACAUGGUGAUGAUGACAUCGCCCAGAUGACGACUCAAGCAUCAACGGUGGUCUCGCCGCCUCAGGUGCUCCUGUCGCCUCCCAGUCCGAUACCGGGAACAGAGGAAGCAUCAUCGGCGUCCGCGACGCAGAUUCUGUACCCACGAGACUCUGUAGGCUCAGGUCAAGCCGAUCUGCCGGCAGGUACAACGGCUCAGCCUUCCAUGACCACUACACUCGCAGCUCCGUCGCCCGCGAGCGAGGGAGACCAUGCUGGCGAUGUUCGAGUCUCGUUCCUGCUCGUUAGCUCGGGCAAGAAGACGCCAGAGUACCACUUUGAUGCUCAGACAAAGGUCGCACAAGUCAUCGAAAGGCUCUACACCGAUUGGCCUGGCGACUUGGCCGCCGAUAUGCCACCUGACCGCAGCACCAUACGACUAAUACAUCGUGGACGCUUUCUCAACGCAGGCGAGAGCCUACGAGACGCACGGCUUGCGCCCGAUGCUGUGACGACAUUGCACCUCACGGUUGCGUCAAACGCUCAAAAGAGCGAGAGUACCCACAUUGAGAAACCUCGCGACAAAGGCCUCUGUUCGAGCUGCGCAAUAAGUUAGCCAAUCACUG